AUGGAUAAAAAAGCAAUGUAAGUUGAUAGCUUUUUAUUAUUCUUGAUUUUUAGAGAGAAGUUUGACAUACCUUGGAAGUACAAGUUCUUGUUGAAUGAGCCAGAAAUUACGGAGGCAUCAAUUAAGAAAAGUCCGGUAAGUUUUGUUUUUUUAACUGUUUUUGGUGUUUAGGUCCACCAGAUGUGAUUGCGCUUGUAAAAUUAGUAGGUUUUGGCGGAUGUAAAUAGUUUUAUGCUAACACAUAGAAAAUACCUUUAGUUUUAAAUGUGUCAAGCUCUUUCUUGGAUAUCUUUUGAUAUUUAAAAGUUACAGGGAUUUCGACUUAUACUUGAUCUGCUCUUCUGAUGUCUUACUUAAUUUAUUGAUAAAAGCUGUAAGCUCACUUAUUGAUAUAGUUUUUUUGACAAAAAAAUAGAUAAGAAAAAUUAGCUUUUAUAUUAUUAGACAGGUUUUUAGUAGUUUUCAGUUAUUGACUUGUUCUGGCCCUUCAAGCGAUAUAAAUCUUGAUUUCGGUGGUGGUUUAUUAAGCUCUAUAACGUUUUGAAAAAUGGAUAUAUGUUUUUAGUUUUUAGAUGUCAUAUAAACCAAAUGAUGUGUAAUGACCAGGCUUGGACGCAGGGCAGGGUGCCCUGUACCAUGCCCUGUUACAGGGUAUGGUAGGGCAUGGUAUAGGGCAUGUUUUAAAAAUUUUUUACAGGGCAUGGUAUAGCUUGGGACAGGGCAGGGCAUUUCAUAUGCCCUGUAUUACCCUGCAAAUGCCCUGUUUGUGUCAUGGUAAGUUUUGGCGGACGCCUCCGCCGAGCGGUCGAUAAUCGGCGGACGCCAUAACUUGAUUAGUUUAGUAGCUAGAAACAUGUAGUUCUUUUCAGAAAUUAUUAUACGUCAUAGGCUACAAAUACGAACGUAAUUUUAAGAUCUUAAAUGUAGUAUUGAUAUCGACCGGUUGAUAAUUUUUAGUAUAUUUUAAUUGCAAAUUUUAUACAUAUUCUUAUCCCUCUGGUGUUCUAAAUUGUAUAGAAAUUGCAUUAGAUACAAUUCUAAGCAAAAAACCUUGUUUUUUGUACAAAUUAAACAUUUGUAAAUUAUCGACCGGUCGAUAACAAUAUUGUUUUUAAAAACAUAAAUUACUGGCUUAAUGUGUAAAUUAUAACAGAUAACAACUUCUGCACUUAACUACAUGUUUCUAGCUGCUAAACUAACCAAGUUAUGGCGUCCGCCGAUUAUCGACCGCUCGGCGGAGGCGUCCGCCAAAAUUUACCCAAGUGCUCUGUAAAUACCCUGUAAAUGACCUAAUGCCCUGCAGGGCAAGGGCAUGGUAGGGCAGGGCAUGAAAGUUGAAUGCCCUGUACAGGGCGGGGCAUUGCAGGGCAUGGCGUGGAAAUUUGCCAAUGCCCUGCCCUGUGUCCAAGCCUGGUAAUGACACUGUAAAAGGAAUUUAGAAAUUAUUGUUAUAUAACUAUGUUACACUUGAUUGAAGGAGCCAUCUUGAAAGUUAUUGUGUUUUCCGUACUUUGAUGGAUUUUCUCGUUAAGAACAGUGCCUUUAGGUCAUAUUGCUACUUUUAAUGUUUUAUAUGACUUCUUUAAUAAUUCCAGGAGCUGAAGAAAGUGUUGUCUAUCAAACCGAAGACAAUUAAAGAUCGAAUUGAACGAAACAUUGCAGUUCUAUCACUAUAUUACGCACGGGACUUUAUUCGCUCAAUAGAUCCUGUGUUUGAAAGGGCAAUUAUUUGUCAGUUUCGCUAUCAUGCAAUCAACGACGAAAACAAAUUCAAAUGGUAUGCUGAGGUUGUGACGCCAGCGCAUCGACGAAACGCCAACAGCAUAAUUCUGGAUUCGAAGGAAUAUCUGGAGUUGAGAUAUGAAGACGAUCUAUUAAGUAUAACUGUGAGUUUUUGAAAUUUUGUUGAUUAAAGCAUUUUGAAAUUUUAUUUUUUGUAAGUUUGAGGCUUACAAAAUGGCAAUUUCGAUGUUUUUUAUUAAUUUAAAAUUUAUAUUAUGUUAGGUUGUUCAACUAAUUAUGCACCACUAACUUCGGAAAUUUGAUUUAAAAAGGGGCUCAGAAUUAUUUGAACAACUUAAUGAAACGAAUUUAUUAAUUUUUUGGAAUUUUAAAAUUUGAAAAUAAUUUUUCUUAUUUUUAGGGAAAAGCGUAUGGCACUACUGAGAAUGGAUUCAAAAUUAGAGGUAUUGCCGUUGGCAAAGAUGCUUACAGAAAUUUUCCCACAAAGAAAAAGGAAUGUGAUGUAUACAUUGCCUUUACUGAUUUCGUACCAAAGGCAACUGCCAUAGCGAUUAGUAACAUUCAAAAAGGCACACUGAAUGAGAUUAUUAUGCCAAAGCCCAAUUUGAUCAGUGUAAGUUGUGUUGCAGUAAUAGUAUGAGCAGUGUAAGAUAUGUUGCGGUAAAGUACAGUAAUUUUAAAAGUUUUGUGAAUUUUUUUGAUUUUUUUGGUUGACAAAAUGAAUUACUGCUUUUUAAUAAAUUUCCUGAUUUUUAAUUAUAGUUAAGUCAUGAGACAAAAAGUUGUAAAAGUUUUGAAAAAACUGAAAUUUUACUUGAAAAUUCAAUUUUCUUUCAUUUUUGUUUGUUUAAAGUCAUUUUUGAUAAUACUUUAGAUGAAAAAAUUCAACAAAGAACUGCCAAACAAACUACAAGAGUUUGUGUCCAAAUAUCCGGCCAAUCAGAAACUCAACGAUGCACAACUCAAGGCUGUCUACACUAUUUCACAAGGUUUAAACAAGCCGAGUCCAUUCAUUCUUUUUGGUCCACCUGGUACCGGAAAAACAGUCACUAUUGUAUCAUCAGUAAUGCAAUUGAUCAGACAAGAUGAUCAGAAUCGAAUCCUGAUUUGCACACCUUCGAAUGCAGCCGCCGAUAAAGUGGCAUUGGAGUUGGUGAAGGAGAUUGACGAAGAUGUGUUGACAUAUAACAACUUAUUGAGGUUAACAGCCAUGUCUGCGGACUAUGAGAGAAGGGAGAAGAAGCUGGAUCGCAUUGUGUAAGGGUUCGAAGUUUUAAAAUUAAAAAAACUGGUUUUAGGCUGAUUUUUUAGUCUUUUCUGUGGUUUUUGCUGAUUUUUAAUAAAAUUUAAAGCUUUUGUGGCUUUAAAACUUAAUCCAAUGUUACUUUAGAAACCUCGAUGAAGAUUGUUACUGUCUUGUUAGUGAUUUCAAGCCAUACCGCAUUGUAAUCACCACCUUAUCAUCGGCAGUUCGGCUUGUUGGCGAAAAAUUCACUCAUAUUAUAGUAGAUGAGGCUGGUCAAGCGAUGGAAUCGGAGCUAUGGAUCCCAAUCGGCAUCUGUGCCACAAAGAACACUUCUGUCAUCUUUUGUGGAGACCCAAAACAGCUUGGACCAGUCAAUAUUAUGAACCUUCCAAGCAAAUAUUCAGGGUUUUUGGAUUGUCCACUGAAUAGAUACUUGAAGAUGAGUGACUACAGCAAUGAUGUGUAGGUUUUUGGUGGUUUCGAUGAAGUAAAUAGCUUUAAAAUUGGAUACGUUUUACAUUUUUUGCAUGCUGAAUCUUUCGUUGCGGGACCUAGGCCCGGGGACUAUGGACUUAGGUUCAGUCUGCGGGCCUACAAGUGGGGGUCCGGACCACUAGUCGGACCUGAAAAAAGUCGCUCGGACGGCUCAGACGAACUACUGGAACCGGUCCCUUUAAAAUUUGCUUUGGUCUGGGUCGGUCCAUUUUGGCCGCCUUUCAAAUCUAGUUACAUUAGGCUUUUUCAGACGGCUGUGUGUACGUCUCAGUGAUUGCUUUAGAUGUCAUGGAAGUAUUGUUCAUAUCGCAUCAGAACUGUUCUACAAGAGUCGGUUGAUGAAUUCUGGAGACAAAACUUGGAAGCAAAAGCUGGCUAACAAUUCAAAAUGGUUAAAUAAGGUGGGACUUUUAGUAAUUUUGGUACUGUUUUGUACUAUUUUUGGUCUUGUUAUAGUAUUAUCUUGUUGGUACUAUCUUAGUACUAUAUUUUUAAUGCUCUUGUAUUGCUAACCUUUGCCUUUUCAGGGCUUCUCAAUUGCUUUCAUUGACAGUAAGAAGAGUAACCACAUUAUCGAGCCAAAUGGAGCGUCCGUUGGCAACCCAUACGAAGCCAAAGUCGUCUGUGAUCUCCUCAGUUUCCUGAACAAGACAUUGGCUAUUGAUUUCGACAAGAUUGGAAUUGUAUCUCCCUACAAAUAUCACACGAAGCUGGUCAAAGAACGAAUCCUGAAAAUUUACAACGACAAAGUUUUGGAUAUGUUAACUGUGGAUUCGGUGGAGAGGUUCCAGGGAUCGGAAAGAGAAGUCAUUAUUAUGACUACGGCGAGGACUCAAAAGCUUGGGUUCUUGGCUUGUGAUUUGGUAAGGGGUUUGAAUGUGGAUGCUUUUGGUAUUUACCUUACCAUACUUUACCUUAUUCUACUCUAUCUUAUACUACUCACUAUGUCUCACCCUAGUUAUUCUUUUCUUUUGGUUUUCUAUGGUUUAUUCUAGUCCUACUCAAGUUUUACUUAAAUUCGAUUAUUUUUGAUGUUAAUUUUUUUUCUAGCGUUUGAAUACAGCCAUUACCAGAGCUCAACGUCUGUUGAUCGUAGUGGGACACAGGAAGAAUUUGGAAAGACAUGGGAAUUGGAAAAAGUAGGAUUCUUUAUGGUUUUCGUAGUGAAAACUUUUGUUAUUUUACAUGUAUUUACUACAGUGGAACUUUUGUAUAACGAACUCUUUUAUAACGAAACUUCCGUAUAAAAAAAAACUUUUAAAGCUUUCUUCUGUAUAAAAAACAACUUUUAAGGCUAACACAACACCGUGCAUUUUAAGUUUUUGUACAUCCAAACUCUUAUAACGAACAAAGGUUCUGGAGCGGUUCGUUAUACAGGAGUUUUACUGUAGUUUUAUUUUUAGUUUUUUACUAGUAUAAUAUAAAACAUUAUCUUUGAUUUUUCUAGAUUCAUCAAGUAUGUACAAGCCAACGACGCCGUCUACCAAGACCUUCCAUUCAAGACCAAAAAUGGAGGAAAGAAUGACAUUGAUGAUUUGGCCAAACGAUUGGAUAAAAUGCAAAUUAAUUCAAGAAAAACAAAAAACGGCAAUGUCAAGGCUUUGGUGGGAAAUUUAGCACAGUGCAAAGAAACAGCAAAGAAGGUGGCAAAAGGAGUGUGGGCCAAGAAGCUGAAAAAAGGAAUGUCGGUUAAGAAGCUAGCACUGGGGAUGUCAUCAGCCAAUGAGCUGGCAGAUGGAAUACAGGCUAAGACGCUAGAACAAGGAGUAUUGGCAGCGAAGCUAGUACAAGGCGUAUUAUCGGCCCCAAAGCCAGGAAAGAAGGCCAAAAAGAAGAAAGCAAAGAAGAAUGACAAAGUUGAGGACUCGGCCAAUCAAGCGGAUCAAACUGCUCCAAAGUUAUCAAAAACAGCCAGAAAGAGGAGGAAUAGAAGGUUGAGGAAGGAAGCUGAAAGAAGAUUUGAUGUGGAUAUUUGA
Molecule: messenger RNA, 5460 nt
Organism: Bursaphelenchus okinawaensis
Lineage: Eukaryota; Metazoa; Nematoda; Chromadorea; Rhabditida; Aphelenchoididae
Source: the annotation of a GenBank genome assembly